Messenger RNA from Nicotiana attenuata, 1536 nucleotides. RefSeq names its product probable protein phosphatase 2C 47. Gene Ontology annotation, biological process: protein dephosphorylation. Lineage: Eukaryota; Viridiplantae; Streptophyta; Magnoliopsida; Solanales; Solanaceae. Gene Ontology annotation, molecular function: cation binding; protein serine/threonine phosphatase activity. The transcript has 4 exons. The record is from RefSeq and is a predicted model, not a curated record. The coding region runs from base 290 to 1423 and encodes 377 amino acids.
UUCCUCUAAUUUUCCUACAACUACACAUGCCUAAUUACCCUCUAAUUUUCUUUCACUUUUUCUUCUUGUUCUAAUCUUAUCUUUUCUCUGAAUUUUUGUAUAAAGUAGGGAAAAAGCUUUGCAUGUGUGACAUCAUUGUAAAAUCCCAAGGUUGGUCGAUCAAAUUCAUAUACUUUGUGUUCUUGGAACAGUUGCACAGCUGGUAGUAAUUGCCUCAAAUAAUAAAUACAAACAAGGCCAUUUUAAUAAUUUAUUGUAUUUUAAUUUGGAUGGAGUGAAUUAGAAAGAAAUGAUGGCUCCAAGCACAAAUGUGUUACCCUGUAAUGGAGAAAUGGAAAAUAUAUCAGAAAAUCAUCAAGAGGAAUGUGGUCAUUCAAGCCACUUAAAUAUAGGGAAGCCACCAACAGGGAUGCGGCAUUGUAUCAGCCAAGCUACCUUGGCAGCUACUGCUUCUGCAUUGGAUUCACAAAUUCUUGCUCUUAAAUCAUCACCAAGUGACGAUUCAGGAUACGUUCCCAUCUUUCGCUCAGGAAGCUAUUCUGAGAUGGGACCAAAACCAUACAUGGAAGACGAGCAUAUCUGUAUCGAUGACCUGCGGGAACACAUUGGCGCAUCCGAGGGGCUUCUUUCUCCGGGGGCAUUUUAUGGGGUGUUUGAUGGUCAUGGUGGUGUUGAUGCUGCGUCAUUCACCCAAAAGAAUCUCCUAGACUUCAUUGUAGAGGAUUCGCAUUUUCCAUCGAUGGUCAAAAGAGCUAUCAGGAAUGCUUUUAAGAAAGCUGAUAGUGCACUCGCUGAUACAAAAUCACUUGAUAAUACCUCUGGAACAACUGCUCUGACCGCACUUAUGUUAGGACGGACCAUGGUUAUUGCGAAUGCUGGGGACUCUCGAGCUGUACUAGGAAAACGAGGAAGAGCGAUAGAAUUAUCAAAGGACCACAAACCAAACACUAAUUCUGAAAGAUUACGAAUCGAGAAACUAGGGGGAGUCAUUUAUGACGGUUAUCUCAAUGGCCAACUCUCGGUUGCACGAGCUCUUGGUGAUUGGCACAUAAAGGGUUCCGAAGGUACAAAGAGCCCCUUAAGCUCGGAGCCAGAGUUGGAAGAGGUGAUCCUAUCCGAAGAGGACGAGUUCUUGAUCAUGGGCUGUGACGGCUUAUGGGAUGUCAUGAGUAGCCAGUACGCUGUAACAAUCGUGAGGAAGGAACUCAUGCUGCAUAAUGAUCCCGAGAGGUGCUCGAGGGAGCUUGUCAGGGAGGCACUAAAACGUAACACGUGUGAUAAUCUAACUGUACUUGUAGUCUGCUUCUCUCGCGAUCCACCCCCUCGAAUUGAAAUACCAAGAACUGAGAGGAGGAGGAGCAUAUCAGCCGAAGGAUUGGAUCUUAUAAAGGGUGUCUUGAGUGACAUAGAAAGCAGAUUUUGAUCAACUGUUUGUACAGAUGAAUUAGCCUACUUACUACAUUGUCAGGGAUUUUUCUGAGUUUUCUGCUGUCCAUGGCAAUGGUUAAUUGUUGUUGAUAUGAAAGAAAAGGAGCC